Messenger RNA from Penicillium cosmopolitanum, 357 nucleotides. RefSeq lists its product as uncharacterized. The record is from RefSeq and is a predicted model, not a curated record. The transcript has a single exon. Bases 1 to 357 code for a protein of 118 amino acids. Lineage: Eukaryota; Fungi; Ascomycota; Eurotiomycetes; Eurotiales; Aspergillaceae.
AUGGAAAUUCGGGAGAUCGAUGAUCGAAAGGAGGUGUGCUUGCUCUUAACACAAUGGAGGGACUUGGGACCAGGCUUGGACCCUGAAGAUGAUCUGUGGAGAAGCCAGGCAGACAGGGUUCUUCCGAUAACAUUGAAAGCCAGUGAUAUGGUGGAAGAUCCACGCAUGCGCUUUGAGGAGCAAUUCGAUGGAGCGGGGAGUAAUUCUUCUCAAUUUCUCUCGGAGGAGCAGAUGUUUGGGCGGAACCUGUCUUUUUUGCGAGGUCAGCGUUAUCGGGCUGUUAUGAGGAGAUGCGGAGACUGGUGGUAUCUUCAGGAAGAGCCUAAGGUCAAGAAAUCCCAAUGUAUCGUCAAUUGA